AUGGCCAGUGCAAGGCUUGGUCGAACCAACUUUGCAAAGUGCAUCGUUCCAACCGAUCCGCCUAUCCUGCAGCACUUCAAGCAGCUGAGCAAUCUACGCCCCAUGAAUGUCCUUGCCAAGAGUUCGGCCAGUGAUGCUAGUGGUUUCCAGCUCAACCAGGCCGUGAUCAUUCGGAAGGGGCGUUCCACCUUCCAAACGGUCACAAAGGACUAUAAGGAGAAGAUCGAAGCCGCCAUGAAUCAGUUCAAGACAAAUUUGUCGGAGUCGGAGAUGAGACAUUAUGCAGUGUAUGCUUACGGUGGCAUGUUGGUGGUUAGCGCCGACAUUUCUGAGAUGGCCGGAUUCUUCGGAGUGAAUAGCAUUCCCAACUUGCUGGAUUCUCUGAAGACGAUGGAAAUUCAGAAUAUCCCUGACGCCUUAUCACUUCCGUCGCUAUCAGCGGGCUACAUGAAAGUGGGCGACAUGCUGGCCCUACCGAUGGGAACACUUGCCAUCACGAAGGUGAUGAGUAAGCCCAUCAUGGAGUACACCCUUGCAGCGAUGCCGAAAGUUCAAUCGUUCCAGAGCGCUGUCCCCGACGGGGCCGUUGCUGACGAUGAACAAGAUGAGUUUGAGAAGGAACUACUCGAGGAGCUGGAGGAGCACAAAGCCUUGGAGCAGGCUCGCAACAACUGGGUGAGUGCCACCGCCUGGAUUUUGGGAACCAACACCGAUAGCAACCCCAGUUCCGGCUACACAGUAGCUGAGCUCGAGCAAGCACUCACGGACUUGGAGAUCACUGAGGAGUCGGUGCAUCGCAUCUUACGCGUUUUGUUCCCCUCGAAUCCCUCCUCCAUGGCACGAGUGGGCAGCAGCUAUAGACGGCAGCGGGGCAACAAGGUCUUGGCCUUUCAAAACUCAGCCUUUUCGCAGAGUGUCCCAUUGCUGCCUUCCAUUGGGUCGGAGGAGAAGCCGUCCUUGCGACGGAGUAUCAGUAGCUCGAUCAAGCCGUUGAAGAUUGGCAUUGAGCCAAAAGCGGAGAAGGUGAAGAAGAUGGGGGAUUUGCUGAAGCGGGAGCUGACCAUGAGAAGCGCUGAGACAUCCAGCGAGGCACACAACGGACCACGCCGCCAGCCGCUCUACACCACGCCCAACGCGGCGGGCAGCAAGAGCAUGGCCAAAGAUACGCUGAGCUCCUCGAAGUUGGAGUCCAGCUUGGCGGGUGAGGUCUGGGAUAGCCACGAGGAGAAGAGCGACAAGCCCCGGGUCUUCCACAGGAUGCGGAAUGCGGCCUUCUUGGUGAGCAAAAUCGGAGAGAUCACCGCAGAAAUCUCCAAGGAGACCGCGCAAAUCCGAAAGCAGCACCUCAAACAGUCCACUGCACCAGUCCCAGAUGAUUGCAACUUCUCCCUGCGAAAAUUCCGGAAGAGGCUGUUGGGCAAGCACCAAUGCCUGGCGGAUGCCUUCCGGGUUCUGGAUUUGAAUGUGAAUGAGAAGAUCGGCCCCCAGGAGUGGGGUGCCAUGUUCCGCGGCUCUGGCUUGGCAACGUUUCGAGAGGCUCGGAUGAGCUUUGAGCUCUUAGACCUGAACCGUGAUGGCAGUGUGACCCUCGCUGAGUUCCAGGCGGCGUUGGAAGGAGUAGCGGAGAUUCAAGGUAUCGAUGGACUGAGGAAACGCCUGGUGUCCUUUGGAUACUCCAAGACCAUGCAGGUCCUGGAGGUCAUCGAAGCCAGUGGCGUGGAUCCUUCACGGCUUUUGAGCUUGGAGUCCUCAGAUUCGUUUUUAGGCCGGAUCCAUGUGGUGGAGCCCUCCGAGCAUCAAGUGAUCUUCGACAAUGUGAGAGACCGAGGAGAUCCACAGAGCAAGGCGUCGAUCAAUGAGCUCAUGUCCGCGCUCGGCAGCGUGGGCCCUUGGAUGCUCCUGGAAGACCUGGCGGAUCGAGCCCGUCAGAAGUGGGGCUCCGUUGAGGCCACAUGGGCAGGCCUUGGACCUGCCUCUGGGGAGACGAUCAGCCUGCAGGUCUUUGAGAAGAAGCUGGAAAAGCUGGGAUUGAACCCCACCGCAGCCCAGAAGGCCAGCCGUAUUCUGGAUGUAGACGCUGGUGGCGAGUUGUCGCGAUCAGAGCUGCUCUCCGCGAUGGCGCUCUCUCGGCCGACGCUGCACAUGGAGGACUUCAGAAGAAAGGUACAACAGCGCUACAGGAGCAUAGAGGCCAUUUUCAGGGAGUCCUUUGAGCAUAUGGAGGAUGAGGAGCUCAACAAUGAUGAUGACAUGCGGUUAAGUUGUGACGAGUUUUCUGAGAUCUUGGAAGCCUUGGACUUCAGCAGGCGCGAGACGAGCUAUCUCUUCUGGUUGGCUGAUGCCAACGGCGCCCAGCGGCUGACGCUCUAUGAGUCGGGUCGAACUGGUAGUGUUCUUUUCUGCGGCAGACACAGGUUCUUGCGUCCACUGAGGUUCUUCCGAGGUGUGAAACUUUUUGUUCCCAGUUGCAUGGUGGAAGGGCUGCGACUUCAGGCCCUAGCUCGCCAUGCGCGGAUCUCCGAUCUCUUCCGGGGCUGCGGUGUCUCAUGGGAGAAGAGGUUGAGCUUCAAGGAGCCACGGGAUGCCUUCGAUUUCUUGGACGUGCGCAGUUGCGGCACGAUCUCCUUGAGGGAAGUAGUGGCGACACUACAAAAUGUGAUGCCCGGAACAAAGGAACGCUCCAGCCUUUGGGAGUGCGACCGAAAGGCGGAGAAGGACGUGCGCGCAUAUCUGGCACCACUCCAUCGGACGGUGACGCAACUGAAGACCACCAUGAAACAGGACAUCGAAAGGGAGAAAUCAAUUGAGCUAUCCGAGGCGAACAAAUCAUUGAGGGACAAGAUUUCAGAAGCAGAAGCAUCCUCUUCAUCUCAUCUUGCUUUGGCCAAGACAGAGCUGGGAUUUGCUUUGGCGCAGGAAACCUUUCAAAGGAUCAGCGGCGACACAUCACCGGAGGCGCAUCAAAGAUCGAUGCCCAGCGCCACCGAUUUCUGUGGACAACGCACAGUGGAUGGGCUUUGUGGCUACUUCCGGUCGAGCAGCGAUGUGAUGGAGGUCCAUGGGAAGUUGCUCUCGCAUCAUUACAGCAGGACCUCCAUUCCUGAUGGGUGA
Durusdinium trenchii is the source of this 3111-nucleotide messenger RNA. Lineage: Eukaryota; Dinophyceae; Suessiales; Symbiodiniaceae. The record is from the annotation of a GenBank genome assembly.